Molecule: messenger RNA, 699 nt
Organism: Perkinsus marinus ATCC 50983
Lineage: Eukaryota; Perkinsozoa; Perkinsida; Perkinsidae
Product: 30S ribosomal protein S5, putative
Exons: 6
Source: RefSeq, a predicted model, not a curated record
AUGGUUGGUAAUGGUAAGGGAGUGUAUGGCUUUGGUGUUGGUUAUGGCAAUACCAUCACUACUGCACGGGCUGAUGCCGCUAUGCAGGCUCUUAAACGCCUCCAGUUCGUUGAUCUGGACAGUAGCCGAACACUGCACGCUCCGGUGAUAGCGCGAGAGUACGGGCAGAAGUGCAAGAUACUACCCCUGCCCGCCGAGUCGGGCAUCCUCUGCAAUCGACGAUACUUGCCUUGGGUGUACAUCAUGGGAUUGCAUAAUGUGGAAUUGAAGUUUGAAGGAGAGCUCUCGUGGCUGUCGAGGACGAGGGCCAUCACUCGGACCACCAGCAUGAUAAUGAGUCGUCGAACUGUUGCUAAUGGUGAAGGCAAAAAAUAUGCCCAUUUGAUGGCCCCAGGGGACCAUUGGGUUCACUGGCCUGACCGAUGGUUUAAGGAAGUCCGCAGACGGUAUGACCAGAAGGGCCAUAUGAUACGCCACGAACGGAGGCAUCUUCUCCAUGGUAAAAAGCGCGGUAAUAUCCUCGUGUCACCACUAGAGGUUCGGCCAGGAUUCACUAGAUUUGGUUGGCAGCCAGUGAUGAACAAAUGGCAGUGGCAUUUGAAUAAACGGAGGCAACAGUUUAAUUUGGUGAAGUCGUUGACCACCGAGGAGAACGUAUUGUUCCCCACUCCGGGUUCAGGAAGGUUCAUGGCCCCUAAG